Messenger RNA from Lathyrus sativus (Indian pea), 918 nucleotides. The record is from the annotation of a GenBank genome assembly. Lineage: Eukaryota; Viridiplantae; Streptophyta; Magnoliopsida; Fabales; Fabaceae.
AUGGCACAAGACACCACCCUCACCGUCUACAACCCCACCACCGCAAUCAUAGCCCUCUCCAAAUCCCUCCGCGCCGGCGCAAUUUUCCAAGUCACCAAUCUUGCUCAAGCCAAAAUCGCCGAAGAAGCCGGUGCAUGCGCAGUCACUGUUCUUGACCAAAUCCCCGCCGGAAGACUCAUCGUUUCAAGAAUGUCCGAUCCUUCCCUCAUCAAAUCCAUCAAACAGUCCCUCUCAAUCCCCGUCAUCGCUGCCGCAAGAAUUGGCCACUUCGUCGAAGCGCAAAUCCUCCAAGCCAUCGAUGUCGAUUACAUCGACGAAACCGAAAUUCUCACUCCCGCCGACGAUCAGAAUCACAUCAACAAGCGCAAUUUCGAAAUCCCGUUCAUAAGCGGCGCUCGCAGCCUCGGAGAAGCACUUCACAGAAUCAAAGAAGGCGCAGUCAUGAUAAGACUCCAAGGAGAGUUAACAAACUCAGGUAACAUUUCUGAAACCGUCAAGAGCAUAAGGUGUUUGAAGAAAGAACUGAGAAUCCUCAGUAACAUGGAUGAUGAUGAAGUUUUCACUUUCGCCAAAAAAAUUGAUGCGCCUUAUGAUCUUCUAGCGGAAACCAAGCGAGUGAACAGGCUUCCCGUUUUGUAUUUUGCUGCCGGCGGGAUUGUAACUCCUGCCGACGCGGCGCUGAUGAUGCAACUGGGCUGUAAUGGUGUGUUUGUGGGGUCUGAGAUUUUUGAUUAUGAAGAUGCUGUUAAUCGUGUUAAGGGCAUAGUUCAAGCUGUUAGGAAUUACAAUGAUCCUCAUGUUUUGGCUGAAAUUAUGAUGGGUCUUAAUCUUGGUGGUGAUGGUGAUAAUAGGAUUGAAGAUGGGUCAUCUGAUGAUGAUGAUGAUAAUGAUGAUGAUGAUGAUGAUGAAAGUGUCUAG